Messenger RNA from Chlamydomonas reinhardtii, 1583 nucleotides. RefSeq lists its product as uncharacterized. Gene Ontology annotation, cellular component: ribosome. The record is from RefSeq and is a predicted model, not a curated record. Lineage: Eukaryota; Viridiplantae; Chlorophyta; Chlorophyceae; Chlamydomonadales; Chlamydomonadaceae. Bases 69 to 1181 code for a protein of 370 amino acids. Gene Ontology annotation, biological process: translation. Gene Ontology annotation, molecular function: structural constituent of ribosome; RNA binding. The transcript has 4 exons.
GAAAUGAUCCAUGCCUGAUAGACACCUAAGCAUGUUGUGACGCGCUUGUCAGAGCGCGCGACUAGAGAAUGUCUCUAGUUAGAGCUGCGCUAUCGCAGCUCGCUGACUCUCUUAGUUUUGGCAUACUAGGUGUUAACCGCUCGUGCUGGGGAGCCAGCACAAGCAGAGCGACGGGUCUGCCGAGCUCCAUCAGCGGCGUGCGCUUGCUUCGCACGCUCGCUGGAACGGGCGAUGAUCAACGGGCGCUGCCCUUCAACUCGCGGGCGACGGUAGACGAGCCCUUCGCGCUGCCCAGCACACUCGCGAGCAGUACCGGGUGCCCCACGACUCCGACACCACACGCCGCGAGGCUCCCCGCCCUCGCUGCCCUCCACCCGCCAGCCGGCAGCCUGCUGCCGUCCUUGUGCCAGCAGCUCCGCGGCUACAAGAGCAAUAAGCGCUCGCUGAAGCCGCUCAACACCGCCGCCAGCUGGCAGGCGGUGCAGCCGCUGCUGGCGGAGCAGCGGCAGCGCGCCGCGGUCGAGGGCGUCAGUCCGCCCGUCGCUGACGGCGCCAGGCCGCCGCCGCAGCCCGGCCGCCGCCGCUGGCGGCCGCGCCUGGGCCCCAUCGUGGACACCUGCCUGCCGCCCAUUCCGGCGGUGCCACUGCCCACCGAGUGCAGGCGUGUGGGUGUGAUCACGGGGCAGUACAGCCUGGAGCCGGAGCGCACCUUCGCGGUGGUGGAGCUGGCGGGCUCGCAGUACAAGGUGACCACGGACGACGUGCUGUUUGUGAACCAGCUCAAGGGCGUGGCGGUGAACGACGUGGUGGCGCUGGAGCGGGUGCUGCUGCUGGGCAGCCGCGCGGAGACGGUGGUGGGGCGGCCCUACGUGCCGGGCGGCGUGGUGCUGGCGGCGGUGGAGGAGCACUUCAGGGACGGCAAGGUGCACGUGUUCAAGAAGCGGCGGCGGAAGCGGUACCGGAAGUACCAGGCCCCGCGCCCGCACCUCACCACGCUGCGCAUCCUGCAGGUCCGCGGCAUCGACCCCGCCCCUGGUGACGAGUCGGCGCGCCUGCCCGAGCUGCCUGUGGCGCUGCUGGACGCCCGGUACGAGAGCGUGCUGCGGCUGACCGGCCGCGGCGAACAGCAGCAGCAGCAGCAGCAGCAGCAAGACGAGGAGCAGCGCCAGGCGGCAGCGUAGCGUGGCGCACGCGUGGUGUGAUGCUGGAUGCGAGAAUCUACGCGCGCGCGCGUGGUGUAUUGGGCAAGACGCGCGUAGGACGAGUGUUUCCUGUUUGGCACAAAAUUAUGGCGCCGGAGGGCGGGAGGAAGGCUGGCUCAGGGAGGCAGUCGACGAGCGGUUCCACUUCUGCAGAUGCGGAGGAUUCACGUUUGCUGUGCUGUACAGUGCCCUCCAUGGGUGCGACAUGCCCCCAUGGUGGCUCUCGGCAACGCUGCGUCCCCACACGCCGAAGCAGUGUGUUGAGCUUGCGCUUAGGACAGACGUCUUGGUGUUGUGAGUUCGGUGCCAUAGCCAGGCAAUGCAGUCAAGGGCUGCUCAGUCCGGACUGGGGUUUUGAACGUCCGUGAAACGACAGCAGUU